Molecule: messenger RNA, 1362 nt
Organism: Penicillium vulpinum
Lineage: Eukaryota; Fungi; Ascomycota; Eurotiomycetes; Eurotiales; Aspergillaceae
Exons: 5
Coding region: 1-1362 (453 amino acids)
Molecular function (GO): aldehyde dehydrogenase (NAD+) activity
Source: RefSeq, a predicted model, not a curated record
AUGGCGUCCACAGUGAAUGAAACUAUCGAAACUCGGCUGUUCAUUAACGGCGAAUUCCGAGAAUCGUCUAUUAGAAAAACAUUUGAGGUUGUAUAUCCAUACACCAAAGAGGUCGUUGCGCAAGUUCAAGAAGCCGACAUACAAGACAUAGAAGAUGCACUGCGCAACCUAUCCCAGCUCAUCCUGGAAUCAAACAAUGAGCUGGCGAAGUUCGAGACACUCUCCACCGGCCGACCAAUCUCGCAUUUUAUUGACGCCAGUAUAGCAGCCGAGUUCUCCGGAUACUUCGCUGGAGGUGGUUGGACCGCGCAGGGAACGGCCAGCCUCAACACACCGGACCACCUAAACCUAACCGUCAAGCAGCCAUAUGGCGUAGUAGCACUUAUCAUCCCGUGGAACUUCCCGCUCAUCAUGUUUGCCGGGAAAGUGGCACCCGCACUGGCGGCAGGCAAUACAGUUGUAUUGAAGAGCAGUGAGAAGGCACCGUUGACGUCUCUCUAUGUAGCCAAGCUAAUUGAGAAAGCCGGCUUCCCACCCGGAGUUAUCAACGUCAUCUCUGGCUUCGGCAACCCUACCGGGGCGGCUUUGGCAUCGCACAUGGCCGUCCGCUGUAUCAGCUUCACUGGUUCCACGGCGACGGGCCAGAAGAUCCAGGCGGCAGCUGCAAAGUCAAACAUGAAGCACGUGCAUAUGGAGCUGGGCGGGAAGUCACCGGCAAUUAUCUUCGAAGACGCGGAUCUGGAGACAGCUGUUGCGCAGACACAAUUCAGCAUUCAGUUUAGUAGCGGACAAGUGUGCGCGGCGAACUCACGAAUCUAUGUGCACGAGUCAGUGGCUAAACAAUUCAUUAAACUAUUCCGCGAGAAGCUUGCUGCUGUCUGGAUGGGCGAUCCACUUGACCCUGCCACCUCGCAUGGCCCGCAGAUUGAUCUGCUGCAGUAUAACCGGAUCAAGGAAUACCUUGAUAUCGGGGAGAAAUAUGGAACACUCAGUCUAGGCGGUGAUGCAAAUGAUGGGUUCUUUGUGCGGCCGACUAUCUUUGAGGGCGUUGCUGAAGACUUGCGGCUGAUGCAAGAGGAGGUUUUUGGCCCGGUUGUUGCAAUCAAUACCUUUUCCACUGAGACUGAAGCAAUUGAGAAGGCAAAUGAUUCGGAGUUUGGCCUGUACGCUGCUGUCUUUACCAAGGAUAUUGAUCGUGCCAUUCGUUUACCCAAGGCCCUGGAUGCGGGCACUGUUGGGGUGAACUGCACUAGCCCGACGAGCGCUAAGGAUGCUGCUUUUGGUGGUUUCAAGAUGAGUGGGAAUGGCCGGGAGGGGUUCUUGUAUAGUCUUGACAGUUUCCUUGAGACUAAAAGUAUUUGA